CCCAGAACGAGGGACUUGUGGGGCGCGGCUCAUUCCAGCGCCACUUGCUCUGCAGCUUUCAGACGUGGCGGUUGUGCUACCAAGGCUGACCCUAUCAAUGGCUGACAAGAUGCUGCGCACCCCCAAGUGCUCGAGAUGCAGGAACCACGGCUUCCUGGUGCCUGUCAAGGGCCACGCAGGCAAGUGCCGCUGGAAGCACUGCCUCUGCGAGAAGUGCUACCUGAUCUCCGAACGCCAGAAGAUCAUGGCCGCACAGAAGGUGCUCAAGAGGCAGGCCGCCGAGGAGGAGCAGGAGGCGGCCCAGUGUGUGCCGGGGCCCGAGCAGGCCUCCGGGGCUGCGGCCGCCGCCCCUAGCCCCAUCCGCGUCCCAGGCCUCCGCCCACUGCCUCCGGGGACCCCCUCCGGAGACGCGGAGCCGGGACCCGAGGGUGGCGCGGCAGCUUGCGUCUUCGAGCGGCCCCCGCGGGGCCGGAGCCCCGGCCCGAGCGCCUUCCGGCCCUUUCUGGGCGGCCGCGGCCACGUGGGGCCGAGCGAGCAAGCCGCCGUGGCGGUGCCCAGCCCUGCGGGACCCCCUUUCGGGGCGGAGACCGCAGGUAGAGGCUGCCCCGGCCUCCUGGACCUGCGCAGGCCGCUGCGGCCUAUAUCCAGCCCGCCGUUCGCCGACUUCGGGCGCCAUCUGAGCAUCAACGCGGACCGUGCGCUGGGCCCUGAGUACCCCGGUGGCUCCAGCAUGCACCCCUACUGCCCGUUCCCGCUGGGCUACCGGGACGCCCCUCCUGGCGUCCCCCUGCAGCAGGGCUUCCGGCAUGUGUCCCGCAGCCAGUACCAAGGCGGAGGCUUGGCAUCGGAACCAGUGGGAGACUUCCAGCCAAGCUACUACCCGCCACCGCCGCCACUGCCACCCCUUCCACCUCUUCCACCGCAGCCCCAGUUCCUCCCACCAGGAUACCUCUCUGCCCUCCAUUUCCUCCCGCCCCCACCGCCACCACCACCUCCAUCAACUUUCUCCCUGACCGUCCUGAUUGAUACCGACAAAGAGAACACUGAUGACCAGGAUGCAGAGGUGCCGCCGGGUGAGCCCAGCCAGCCGUCGUCUCAGGAGCAGUCCAAAUAGGCCCCAGGCCUGCCCUCCCGGCCAGGAGAGUGGGGCACUGGGGACACCGGCAGUGAUUUUCUUGUCUGCAUUCAGUGAUAUGUGGGGAGGAAGGAGGUUGAUAGGCAUAGAUAGCAACUGAUUCCGAGUUCAAGUUGGGAGGGAGAGUGAUUUCUAAGUUUCUUUCAGUCCUGCGCUGUGCAGUGAAGAGGAAUGUGGAGGAAGCCAUUACCAGGGGAGAGCUAGGGCUCUGAGGAGUGGGCGGCUGGGAGAAGCUCCCAUUUAGGAAUGAAUUUAACUAUUCUUGGGUUGCACUGCCAUUUAUUGGAAUAAGCCCUAAGGCAGUAUUUGAUUUCCUCAGGCCCCACUCCAGCACAGGAGGCCCCAUCUAUUUCAGCCUUCUGCUGCCUUUGCCUGGUCCUCCAGGGCACUGGGGGGACAACAGACAUCAACAUUCCAGUUCAUCCAGGUGGCUGGAGCCAGCAGCCAGGACCAGGGUCGUUGACAGCAGGUUCUGCAGCGUCCUGCUUUGCUGCUCUGUCUUGCACAUCUUCCAGGCCACAGCCCCUUGCCCCUCCUCCAAGGGGCUUUACUAGCAAGCAUCCUGGCUGCUGGGGCUACUUUAUUUCCCCUCCAUAAAGUUUCAGUCAUAAUGGGCAUUGUUUCUGGUUUUAAAAAAUUUAUUAGUUUGACUAUUUGAUGUUUUUAUAGUGAUUGCCAACUUUAAAAAGUCGGCUGUUGAUAAGCACUGAGGCAGUCCCCAGGGAAUAGAAUGGUGCCUCUGAUCACCUGUGACAUGAGCAGUUUCUUCUCUGGGGGCAGCUGGCUACUGAAAUAAAAUGAGCAAUGGAAA
Molecule: messenger RNA, 1946 nt
Organism: Saimiri boliviensis boliviensis (Bolivian squirrel monkey)
Lineage: Eukaryota; Metazoa; Chordata; Mammalia; Primates; Cebidae
Gene: DMRTB1
Product: DMRT like family B with proline rich C-terminal 1
Biological process (GO): regulation of transcription by RNA polymerase II; sex differentiation; germ cell development
Cellular component (GO): nucleus
Molecular function (GO): RNA polymerase II cis-regulatory region sequence-specific DNA binding; DNA-binding transcription factor activity, RNA polymerase II-specific
Source: RefSeq, a predicted model, not a curated record